Molecule: messenger RNA, 974 nt
Organism: Amphimedon queenslandica
Lineage: Eukaryota; Metazoa; Porifera; Demospongiae; Haplosclerida; Niphatidae
Product: chloride transport protein 6-like
Exons: 11
Biological process (GO): chloride transport; transmembrane transport
Cellular component (GO): lysosomal membrane; intracellular membrane-bounded organelle
Molecular function (GO): chloride transmembrane transporter activity
Source: RefSeq, a predicted model, not a curated record
AUUAGCUCACAUGAGCCGGUGUAUAGCUCAGCUCAGCUCAGCAACUCUGCUUUCUGUGGCUGUUGCUUCGCAGUCUUAUAAGUGAUUCUUGAAACUACAACAUCCUGUUAGGGAUGAGCAGACAUGCCUACACUAAUAUCGAUGAUAUAGAGCGCUCAAUGGAAGCAAUGGCGAGCCACAAAGCGGGCCGCGAUGAGAAGAACAGUUUGAUGAGUAGCUCCAGCUCUUCUGUCAAAUCAAAAGGAGGCAAAAACAAAAGGAAGUUGGCUCGAGCCAAGUCCGUGUUACCAGUUAAAGACUACGAGAGUUUAGAUUAUGAUGUCUGUUAUAAUGUACCUCACAAGCAAUGGAUUGAAUCUUACUCAAAAUACACUUAUAAGCACAUUGCUCUCAUGAGGUGGAUAAUGGUUGCACUCAUUGGGAUAGUGACUGGCACAAUUGCAUUUCUCAUUAAUGUUGGCAUACAUUAUCUGAGAAAGCUAAAAUAUCAAGAAUUUUUUAGAGUCUAUGAUUUAACACGAGAUUCUGGCACAGUAUUCCUUGCUCUGUUAGUAAUUGCUGGCUUUAAUGUAUUUUAUUCUAUCUUUGCUGGUAUCCUGGUCGCUAUCGAACCAAUUGCUGCAGGUAGUGGAAUACCUGAAAUAAAGUGUUACCUGAAUGGAAUAAGAAUGCCAAGGGUUGCUAGGAUACGUACGCUGAUUGCAAAAGCUUGUGGUGUAUUGUUUUCUGUGGCAGGAGGGUUUCUUGUUGGUAAGGAAGGUCCUAUGAUUCACAGUGGCGCUAUUGUUGGGGCAGGGAUACCACAACUGAGGAGUUUUAUAUGGAAUAAGCUCAGGCUACCUUAUCCAUACUUCAGAGAUGACAAAGACAAGAGAGAUUUUGUAUCUUGUGGAGCUGCUGCUGGUGUAGCAGCUGCAUUUGGUGCACCUAUUGGUGGAGUCUUGUUCAGUUUAGAGGAAGGAUCUUCGUUCUGG